Molecule: messenger RNA, 2981 nt
Organism: Diaporthe batatas
Lineage: Eukaryota; Fungi; Ascomycota; Sordariomycetes; Diaporthales; Diaporthaceae
Exons: 2
Coding region: 897-2357 (486 amino acids)
Source: RefSeq, a predicted model, not a curated record
GCCUAAUCCAUUCUGUCAUGCGAUCCAUCGGGGCACUCAGCCUUCCAGCCCAAAGAUAGCCGACGGGCCAGAACGAAUCCCCUGAAAAUCAUAUCAGACUCUAGCUACCUGGUAUCUGUCAUCAGGCGUGUCUGCCGUUGUUGCAAUGAGCACACGACUGCUGCAGUGGUAGAGCAGAUGGCAUUUUGGGAUCAGGCAUUUAGCGAGUGGGCUGCCCAAAUGGCAUUCUGGAAGGGGAAAUGAGAGCUGCAAGGAUAGCCCCUCCCUGGAUUCCUGGUUGCUGUGGAAAGGCGCCAGUCGUGCGGCAGUCGCGUCUCCCGUACGUACCAUCAGCCUUAGACACGUCAAUCAUCAGGGUCUCCUCAUGGGCCUCAACCAGGACAGUCAAUAAACAUAUUCAUUCUAUGACGCCUGGCACCCCUCCAGCCUUUGCCAGUCAGAACUACUGAGGAUAGCGCGCCAGCGACAAACACCGCUGUCGAUAUUUCCAAUCCGACGAGUAUUAAUUUCUUUGACUGAACCCUGCAUUUCGCCCGCCACUUCAGCUGUCCCGUACUUCGUACUCCGUAUCUAUACCCGUUGCGCUACUUCUUUGACUGCAUUACUUUGCUGAAAGCAUCAUCGGGAGCACCCACGUCUCUUUCACGUCGUCCUUGAUCUGCCUCUGGUGUAUCUGAGCACAGGGCCGUCCUCUGCAUCGCCGCUAGCCGCCAGGACCCUUACUCGGCAUAGCGGCAGGGGAAACCCUCGACCCGUGCAUCGUGUUAGACUCCAGUAAAGGGAAACCUUGAGAGUCGCACAAUACGACGACACACCCGCACACCCGCACAUCUGAGCGGUUGCCGUGGGCUCCCCUCGCUUCCGAUCGUAGACCGGGCAUCUUCUGCCAGACAGAAAUGCCCCAUUUCUUUUUCAACACAUCGAGGAGGCCCCAUUCCUCGAGGAAUCCUGUCUUUGCGAUCCACCGGGACAACAAGGACGCUUCUAGCCGACCCGGGACAUCAGACUCGAGCAUUUCCAGGCUGUCCAUCGAUGAGCCGCCCAAAUCGCCCAGACCAAGCUUUAGCUCUACCUCCAACCUCACCAACGACUCCAAGGGCGCCACCACCAUAGAUAGCCUGGCAACCCAGGAGUUAAGGCCCCCACCUAGCUCCCCUUCCCAACGCCGUCCGUCCUCGGCCCUGGCUGCCCCUGAAGGCCCCAACGGCACGCCCCGGAGGAUGGCAUCGAUCCGUCACGUUACCAGCUUCGACGACGGCCCUACACCCCCAGCCGACUCCUCCCUAGAGGCCUCACCUUCGCUUUCCAACGGUCGCUCAAACUCUGUGCUCUCGAGCUCCCCAAACAGCAACGCCAGUGCAAUGUCGCCUACAAUGGAGAGGAGACAACACGAGCCGAAUGGCACCUCGGACAGGAUACCGGCGGGCCGUCUGAGGCCCAAGAUAUCGCAACAGUAUCUGGCGAAUGCCAGUCACGAUGGCAGCCGGCGCGCCCCCUCCCCAAGGUCUGUCGAGAUACCCCAGAGGGAGAGCAGCAUUGGGGGCCCCGAGCGGUCAGCGGCCAAGGCGAAUCCAGAUGGACAGGACGAUCCCAGUUUCGACUCGGCGGUCGGCAAGGCUGCACUCGGAAAGACCGGCCGAGUCAUGAACAAGCUUAUAUCAGAGAACGAGGCGCUGAAGCGAGAUCUGCGAAUCGAGAAGCUCAACUCGGAGGAGUCGAGGCGGGAGGCCAAGCUCCUCCAGGACAAGAUGGAGAGGAUGGUCGCAGAUUACGAGAGUCGCCUGCUGGAAGCCAACGUCACCAAGACCCUGCUAGCCAGGAAAGAACGUCAGGUCGAGGGCCUGCAGGGUGUUAUAGAACUCGAGAAGAAACGGACAAGCGAUGCCCAGAGUAGGGAACGGACCUGGAAAGACGAAAUGGAGAAGAUGCGAGACGAGACGACCAGAAAGGUCGAGGACGCCACGACUCAAGCGGCGCUGAUGGAGGGCCGGUACAACGCCAUCAGCAGCCACUGGAGGGAUCAAGGCGAGGAGGUCAAGCGUGCCACGUCCAAGAUGGGCAAGGAGGUCGCGAGCCUGGUAGCCGAGAGGAAGAAGGACGACGAGAAGAUCACCACCCUGAGAGAACUGUGCGACCAGCAAGACGGAAACAUCAAAGACUUGUUACAGCAGAAGGAUGCCCUCACGCGACAAUUCGAAGCCUACAAGAAGGAGCAGGAGGCCCUGCUCCAGAACAUCAAGACGAACGCAUCCAAGACAGAAGCGGACCAGGAACGCAUGCUGCGGGAGGCCAAGGAAACACUUGACAAGCUGAGAUGGGCGCUGAACAUCAAGGAAAACGUCAAGUGGGCCAAAUGAGCUAGGUCACGUCCAGACCACGGCCUUCACUCCUCUCGUAGGGAGUUGACCCAAUCUCAAUACUUUACUUCACGACUUUCCUGCCUGCUUUCUCUGCAAUUUGGAGACGGAGAUACCCAUUAUUUCGAACGCUUGAUACCGGGAACUGUCCCUCUUCUACGACAAGGACAAAAAGGAAGAUCGCCUUUUUGGUCCGCACACUUACUAAAGAAACUCUCCUUAAUUCGCCGGCCAUGCAAAGAGGCAGAUAUGCACUGCAUGUAGACCUGAUUUCUUCGAUUCUCCCCAUCAUUUCCCCCAAGGCAUCAGUCCGCAGCGGCGCAUCAUAUCACGGUGUUAUAGGGAGUCGGAGGUUGUUCCCUCUUGGUUGAGCUUUGCCCAAUAUAAAAAGACGAGUGCCAAUUAUUGAAGACCAAACUGCACAACGAAGGGUCAUCUUUCCAUGUGUUACGAUGACUUUUUAGCCUCUUAUACAUAUAGUUUCUACACUUGUCUCUUAACUGGGCACGAGUCUUCGUCAAACUUGAUACGCAAACUAUAGAGGAUGGCGUAGGAGGCUAUCACAAUUGACGAAGAAUUAUACCAUAUCAGAAGUACAUAGCUGGUGGCCAAAUCUGCUCGAGC